AAUGCAGACAAGCAGAAGGAUUUCUCCAAUCUAUCCUGUGUUUGACCUCAACUGACCGGAGCCUGCAGGUGGAUAAAAUCUCACAAUGUCUUCUCCUGCGAUCGCUUUGCCGGGGGCACUGCCGGCAAAAAAGAAAGCCAAAUCCAAGAAGAAGUCAGGUCCUUCAGUGUCUGACCUGAUCCUGAAGGCUGUGUCUGCCUCUGCACAGCGUGGUGGCGUGUCCCUGGCCGCCGUGAAGAAGGCUCUUAAAGCCGGAGGAUACGAUGUGGUGAAGAACAAGGCAAGGAUCUCUGUUGCCAUCAAGCGUCUGGUGAACAAGAAAGUCUUGAUCCGGACCAAGGGCUCCUUAAAGGUUAACAAAAAACCUCCUAAGCCCAGAAAGAGGAAGGUGGUGAAGAAGAAGAAGAAGCCAAAGACCAAGAAGAAGAAGGCAAAGAAGGCCACCAAAAAAGCAACCAAAAAGUCACCAAAGAAGAAGAGGAAGGCCAAGAGCCCAAAGAAAGCCAAAAAACCUGCUCCGGCCAAAAAGGCAAAGAAGCCAAAGAGCCCCAAGAAGGUGAAGAGGGCCAAAGCUAAAAGGACGAAGGUGGCAGCCAAGAAGUGAGGGCUCCCAUGGAACCAAAAGGCUCUUCUUCUGAACUUUCACUUGGUGUGGACUAAGAUGCAUUCAACAAAACUAAGUUUGCUUUACUGAACUUGCUAUUUUCCUACAUUCCUUCUUUUUUCUUUCUUUCUCAUCUGUCAUAGUCUGUUAUAGACUGAACUGCAUUGUUGGAAAUAAAAAUAUACAUAUUCUUAUUUAA
Gambusia affinis (western mosquitofish) is the source of this 803-nucleotide messenger RNA. RefSeq names its product histone H1-like. Gene Ontology annotation, molecular function: DNA binding; structural constituent of chromatin. Bases 86 to 604 code for a protein of 172 amino acids. The transcript has a single exon. Gene Ontology annotation, biological process: nucleosome assembly. The record is from RefSeq and is a predicted model, not a curated record. Gene Ontology annotation, cellular component: nucleosome. Lineage: Eukaryota; Metazoa; Chordata; Actinopteri; Cyprinodontiformes; Poeciliidae.